This is a messenger RNA of Drosophila subpulchrella, 1251 nucleotides long. Its product is annotated as beta-1,3-galactosyltransferase brn. Gene Ontology annotation, molecular function: hexosyltransferase activity; UDP-glycosyltransferase activity. Lineage: Eukaryota; Metazoa; Arthropoda; Insecta; Diptera; Drosophilidae. The transcript has a single exon. The coding region runs from base 16 to 993 and encodes 325 amino acids. The record is from RefSeq and is a predicted model, not a curated record. Gene Ontology annotation, cellular component: membrane.
UUGGUUCACCUCGCAAUGCAAAUGCAGGGCAAACACCGCAAACUGCUGCUGCGAUGUCUCCUGGUCCUGCCCCUCAUCCUGCUGGUGGACUACUGCGGCCUGCUGAUCCACCUGCACGAGCUGGACUUCGAGCGGCACUUCCGGUACCCUCUGCUGGACGGUGACACCACCAAGGGAUCUGGUCUGCAGAGGUUCUCCUACCUGCGGUUGCCCUCGUUCACCGGCGAAAUCCAGGAGGAUCAGCCACCCCGCGUAACCCUGCUCAUCAAAAGCGCCGUGGCUAAUGCGCAGCGGCGGGAGGCCAUCCGGCGAACGUGGGGCUAUGAGAACCGCUUCUCGGAUGUCCAUCUGCGCAGGGUCUUCCUGCUGGGCAGCGGGCAGGCGGGCGAAAAGGACCUGGCCUGGGAGUCCCGCGAGCAUGGCGACAUCCUGCAGGCGGACUUCACGGAUGCCUACUUCAACAACACACUGAAAACCAUGCUGGGUAUGCGCUGGGCCAGCGAGCAGUUCAAUCGCAGCGACUUCUAUCUCUUCGUCGACGACGACUACUAUGUGUCGGCCAAGAAUGUGCUGAAGUUCCUGGGCCGCGGACGUCGUAGCCAUCAGCCGGAGCUGCUAUUCGCUGGCCAUGUGUUUCAGACGUCGCCGCUGCGCCACAAGUUCAGCAAAUGGUACGUUUCGCUCGAGGAGUAUCCCUUCGAUCGCUGGCCGCCGUAUGUGACGGCCGGUGCCUUCCUGCUCUCCCGCCAGGCGCUGCUCCGGCUGUACGCGGCCAGUGUCCAACUGCCGCUCUUCCGCUUCGAUGAUGUCUACCUGGGCAUUGUGGCCCUCAAGGCGGGCGUACCGCUGCAGCACUGCGACGAUUUCCGCUUCCAUCGGCCGGCGUACAGGGGUCCGGACAGCUACAGCUCGGUGAUAGCCUCGCACGAGUUCGGCGACCCCGAGGAGAUGACCCGCGUGUGGAACGAGUGCCGCUCCGCCAACUACGCGUAGCACGAGGGCUAUCCCACUCCCAUUCCCAUCGAGAUUGUACAUACGGAUGAGUCACCACCUAGGUAGCCAACAGCCUUAUUAAACUAAAGUAACGUAGAGCACUCUGUUGAUGGAUGGCAUCUCCAUCAGGGAGUUUCAGAAGAUUUCAAGAUAUCAUGCUCAUUGUAGGAAUAUUGAUAAAAAGAUUUUAUUAUUGUGCUUACUUCAAAUUACCCACUAAGUGUGCAAAUUAUAGUUAUAAGAAUUAAGUAACUUGAA